Molecule: messenger RNA, 738 nt
Organism: Fusarium tjaetaba
Lineage: Eukaryota; Fungi; Ascomycota; Sordariomycetes; Hypocreales; Nectriaceae
Product: AAA domain protein
Exons: 2
Coding region: 1-738 (245 amino acids)
Molecular function (GO): helicase activity
Source: RefSeq, a predicted model, not a curated record
AUGCUAAACUCAGCAAAGAGUCCCCCACAACUCCCUGAAGCUUGGGAAACCGAACCUCUGGUGAAUCAGCAGGAGGAGGCUGUAGGCGCUCCUAUUAUCCCUAGAGUCGCAUGGCUUGUGGCAGAGAACCAACUCUGCAACGACGCACAAACAUCUCGCAAACUACAUCAGCCAUCAGAUCCAGGCUGCCAGGAUAGGUUCAACAAGUCAUCGGCUUGUCGGGAUCCGACUACGCUUUCUGAACAUGCCAAGAGGCUUGCGCGUGAGAAUCCCGCCCAAUGGAACGAUUACCUGCAUGCGUACCUCCAGAAGAUCACUGACCCUGAGGCAUUCAACCUCAACCGUGUUGAUAAUGAGCAGCAUGCCCGCGAACUGCUUAUUCACGCCGCCAGUUUGACCGCUGCCUUUUGCUGUACGCCGGUUACAUUUGGUCAGAUCAAGAAUCAUACUGGGCUCGGAUACAACUUUAUCGUCCUUGAUGAAGCCGCCAGAAUGCCUGAGUCAUUGUCUCUCAUCCCCAUGGCGAAAUGUCCCGAGGCGUCAUUUCUCAUUAUCGGAGAUAACAAGCAAUUCGGGCCUGUCGUGGCCACAUUAGACCGCAAGGACUGGCAGUCGUUUUUUGGUCCUCAACGUGCAACAAGUUUGUUUGAACGCAUUGAGAAAUCAGGCGCCCUGCUGUUUACGUUGAAGUCCAAUUACUGCCCCCAUGGAAAAGCUGCCGAUUUCAAGAAAAGUUGA